Messenger RNA from Panicum virgatum (switchgrass), 1063 nucleotides. RefSeq names its product tubulin-folding cofactor A-like. The record is from RefSeq and is a predicted model, not a curated record. Gene Ontology annotation, molecular function: beta-tubulin binding. Gene Ontology annotation, cellular component: microtubule cytoskeleton; cytosol. Gene Ontology annotation, biological process: tubulin complex assembly; post-chaperonin tubulin folding pathway. The transcript is spliced from 5 exons. NCBI's taxonomy places the organism in Eukaryota, Viridiplantae, Streptophyta, Magnoliopsida, Poales, Poaceae. Bases 440 to 778 code for a protein of 112 amino acids.
AGGGGCGUCACUCGCACGCGUCGCGAGGAAAAGCUGCGCCUCCCUCCGCCUCCGCCGGCGCCGCCGCCCCUCCGCGUCCGGGCUUCGCCGCCUCUCUGCUCUUCCAUUGCUCUGCCUCCGUCGCCCCUCCGCUGCUCGUGUCCCCGUCGGCUGCAACGCCACCACCCCCUCGGAGAACUCGAUCUACAGCAGCGCCUCCAGCUCGGCCAGCUCCACAUCAUAUUCUCUUCGGCACAUCCGCAUGCGGAACUGAGAGUUCGUGCUAUAGCUGGCUCUGGAUAGAGACAUAGUUCACAGGUCAGAGGCUAGUGAAGUCACAUACAGUUGCUAGAUCAAUGGCGAUCACUGAUUGAUCUGUUCUUGGUCAUAAGGAAAUCGCCCAACGCGUUGACUGGAUCCAUCUCCAAAUUGUUUCAUAUAUACAAGCAGCUGUUCUAGGAUGGCGACCCUGAGGAACUUGAAGAUCAAGACGUCGACGUGCAAGAGGAUCGUCAAGGAGCUGCGCUCGUACGAGAAGGAGGUGGAGAAGGAGGCGGCAAAGACUGCCGACAUGAAGGACAAGGGUGCCGAUCCCUACGAUCUCAAGCAGCAGGAGAAUGUUUUAGCGGAGUCAAGGAUGAUGGUCCCAGACUGCCACAAGCGACUUGAAACUGCACUGGCAGACUUGAAAGCAACGCUGGCUGAACUGAAGGAGUCAAAUGAACAAGGUGCUGAGAUCGGAGAAGCUGAGAGUACAAUCGCAGAGGUCGAAGCUGUGGUCAAGCCAACAGAAGAAUGAAUUCUGAACUCCCAAUUGCUGAACUACUAGCAAGCAUCCUUAUUGCUCUUGUUGAGACCUUGUGAGCUCGUUAGUAAGAUGUGUUUGAUGUAAACUCAUGUACCAGUAUCUUGACCUGGAAAUUCUACGACUGGGCACGGAAUUGUGUUUGCUGCUCUGCUUAUACGUGGGAUGGCCCAGGAGAGCACUUUUUCACUGAACAGCAAGGGUGAGGCCUUGCUGAGAUUUUUUUAUAUUUAUAUAAAAAUAUAAAUGGAAAGGAAAGAUUAUGAGUACUAUGAGAAA